This is a messenger RNA of Agrilus planipennis (emerald ash borer), 2008 nucleotides long. Its product is annotated as myotubularin-related protein 10-B-like. The record is from RefSeq and is a predicted model, not a curated record. The coding region runs from base 154 to 1656 and encodes 500 amino acids. Lineage: Eukaryota; Metazoa; Arthropoda; Insecta; Coleoptera; Buprestidae. The transcript has 7 exons.
UGUUAUAACCUUAUUUUAUUCUUGACAUUUAUUAAAUUUUCUUUUAAAUAUAUUUGUUUUUUAUUUGUAAUUAGUAAGUAUAUAAGUACGAAAUGUUUUAUAGCAGCUGUGUAGUGUGAAAUAAAAUUCAAGUUUCUUAUAAAAGCAGCUAAAAUGAAUGAUAUAAAAAAUACAGGUUUUACAAGUUACCUGGAUGAGAGCGAAUUAGAGUCGGUAACAUUAAGUGAUCUACAAAAAACAAAAUUAUUAGAUGGCGAAACUCUGGUAGCAGAGGCUCAAAAAGUACUUCUUUUCGCUCCUUUGAGCGACCAUAAGAGAGGAACAUUAGGCAUUUUAACAGUGACAACUUUUAAGCUUGCCUUUGCAUGUGCAAACGAGGAUGAUUAUGAAAGUUCAUACCAGCAAAACAUGCUUCUUGGUCCCUAUGAAGUUUGUUUAUCAUCAAUAGACACCAUUUAUCAAGUAGGAGAUAAGUCAAAAAAGAAACUUAUACCAGGACAAAAUGUAUCAGGGAAAAUUAAAGAAUUGUUAAUUAUUUGCAAGAAUAUGAGAACUUUUGAAUUCAGUUUUAAAGAUUCUGAUAAAGAUAGUGGUAGGACAAUAGCAAAUUCCUUACUUCACCAUGCAUUUCCUAAGCGACAUUCUCUUCUAUUUGCAUAUGAAUAUGCAGAACCUUAUUUUAAAAGUGGGAAGGAUGUUCGAACAUUUAGAAAACCAGAAGACUGGAGGCUCGAAAUGGAAAGAACGAGAUGUCAGUUGUGGAGAAUUUCCCUGUUGAAUCAGAACUUUGUUGUAUCCCCUACAUUAUGUGAGGCAUUUGUGGUUCCUUCCUCAGUAACGGAUAGUGGUCUUACAAAGGCAGUUGAACAUUUUAGAAAUAGAUCUUGUCCAGUCUGGGUGUGGAGUGCUCCCAGUGGAGCAGCGCUGGUACGUAUGUCGGACAUCCUUCCCACCAUCACAGAUAGGACGCAGGAGAAUGUAAUGUUGGAACAUGUUCGCAAAAGCCACGCAGAGAAGCGACAACCCCAUAUUAUGGAUUUAAGCAGGGAAUGUCCAACUCCAAAAGAAGUACAGUCCAGUUACAUGAAAUUGCGUGACCUCUGUGCUCCCGAAAACAUUAAAACAUUCAAAAUUCAAGACUACAAAUUUUGUGGCCUUCUAGAAAACACCAAAUGGUUACAGCAUGUAUCGACGUGUUUAACAAAAGCCGCCGAAGGAGCCGACCUUAUCUGCAACCCUGAACCUACCACUGUCGUUUUACAAGAAUACAGUGGCCAAGAUAUGAAUUGUGUAGUUUCCAGUCUAAUUCAGCUUCUCUUAGACUCGAACUGGAGAACUGUGUAUGGGUUUCAGACUUUGAUACAAAAAGAAUGGGUUGCUUUGGGUCACCCGUUUACAUAUAGACUCGGUCACAUUUUAAACCCUGAUAUUGAGGCAGCACCGUUAUUUUUGCUUUUCUUGGACUGUGUUUGGCAGCUGCUGCAGCAGUUUCCAACCGCGUUCCAGUUCACGGAGACUUACUUGACCACUCUGUGGGACUCUGCCCAUGUCACCGUUUUUGAUACAUUUUUAUUUAAUUGCGAACAUGAUCGAAGUAUAGCACGAACGGUAAGUGAUUUUUAUCUUUUACUAUCGCUGUCUAGGGCUUCAGACUAACAACAAAAAAAAAGUAAAAAAGGAAUUUUAAUAUUUUCAUGCGAGGAAUAUAAUGCAAAAAGUGUUAAUCGCAGUCAAAUACAUAAUUCAUUUUUUUUACACAAAAAAUAUCACCCAUUGGUAAGGUAAAUAUGACAGAACAAUAAUUCCAAAAAGAGAAAGCCUUAGUAUUAUCACAGCUAAGUGAAAUUGUCAGAUUCCUUUCACUGUAAUUUAUUAUGUCAGAAGAACGUAUAAGAAAUAUGAUAUAAGAAAAAUGAAAUUGGUAAAUGUUUUCAACGAUUAGUAAUAAUGACACUGAAGGUCAAGGAAAAAUGAGGAAUUUUCUUCUCUCGAAAGCAGUGAACACUGU